GACUCAAUAAUAACAAUACAUGCCCAUUUUCGUCCUAUCUUCCCACUUUCUCCCUCCUCUCUCCAGCCCAUCAAUCAUGAUGAACCCGCCGGGAUUCUUCUCUUCCGGCGGUGACGGCCCUUCCCCGCAGCGGAGAGAGCUCCAAAUCCAAGGCCCUCGUCCGGCGCCACUCAAAGUCAGCAAGGAAUCCCACAAGAUCAAGAAGCCGCCGACUGCUCCUCUUCCCGCACAUCGACAAACUGCUCCACCGCCGCCAGAGAAUCAAAACCGCGAACCGGUGAUCAUCUACACCAUCUCGCCCAAGGUCAUCCACACCACGGUCAACGACUUCCUAUCAGUAGUCCAGCGCCUGACCGGGAACUACGCCACGUCGCCCUCCGCCAGUGACCUCGCAGCCUCCGGCGCCGUUGAUCUUUCCCCUGCUGCGCGUCUGGCUUCGAUAGAGAAGACUAGCCCCCCGAAAGAGAGAGAUCGAGGGGGUGGCGGGGGCGUCGGCGUUAUGGGUUUGGUGGAAGGGGUUGAGGUGGGUCAAAUUCCGGGGAUUUUGUCUCCGGCGCCGGCGACACUCCCUCCGAUCCCUCCAGGGUUCUUCUCUCCGGCACCGGACCCACAAACCCUCUCGGUAUUGCAAGAUUUAAACUAUUUCUUACAGGGAAGUAGCUUCAUUUCAAGCCCUUCGAAUUUGCUCUCAGCUCCGAUAAUCUCGCCGACCCUAUCACCAGACUUUCUCAGCCAGUUCUUGGACUUUUAGUAUUUUUCUAGAAAAAAAUUGACUGACUUUUUGGCACAAUUUUCAUAUUAAUUUUCCUGUAAUUGUAAUUGUAAUUUUGUAGCUACGAGUGAUUCAGAACCAAAAAAGAAAAAACUUUUUUUGGGCA
This is a messenger RNA of Vitis riparia (riverbank grape), 878 nucleotides long. Its product is annotated as protein MKS1. The record is from RefSeq and is a predicted model, not a curated record. The transcript has a single exon. Gene Ontology annotation, cellular component: nucleus. Lineage: Eukaryota; Viridiplantae; Streptophyta; Magnoliopsida; Vitales; Vitaceae. The coding region runs from base 20 to 751 and encodes 243 amino acids.